Molecule: messenger RNA, 908 nt
Organism: Carassius carassius (crucian carp)
Lineage: Eukaryota; Metazoa; Chordata; Actinopteri; Cypriniformes; Cyprinidae
Product: coiled-coil domain-containing protein 28B-like
Exons: 5
Coding region: 195-836 (213 amino acids)
Source: RefSeq, a predicted model, not a curated record
UUGGGUAACGCUAGUUCAUAUAACAAUAUUUUUGCAAUUUCAUGUGGUGCCUUUUGAAAGAAAUGACACUCUUUGUAUUCCACUAGUUAAGGAUCAGCUCAUAUUGUUUUUUUCAUAGUCUCUCAGUUUCUCUUCAUAGUGUCUCAAUAGCUUAGAGCUUUUGUCUGUGUGUCUUAGAAAGUGCCACUGCCCUCAUGGAAGACAAGAGGAAGAAAAGGAGUCCCAAAGUGUCCCUUCCCCAGCCUCCUCCUCCACCAAUCAACCCUCGAAAGCUCACUGUUCUCCCAGCGAGUAAAAGUGCCACAUUCUCAUUGGGUUUACCCCAGCCCCCCUCGCCCAAACCCAGAGGCAAGUACAAGAGAUCGGUGGGGGCAAUGGGUCCGUCUAAAGAAGCUCUCGCUGUUCCUGUGGUUCCCCCCAAAAACACAAGGCCUCACAGAGAGAAACCCAGAGCUCCUCAGCCUGCUGGACCCAGCCGAGUGUCCCAGUCAUCCUCACCACUCCAGCACUCAUUCCUCACCGACGUCUCUGAUGUGAGAGAGAUGGAGGGAGGACUGCUCAACUUGCUCAAUGACUUUCACUCUGGAAAACUACAGGCUUUUGGUAAGGUGUGCUCCUUUGAGCAGCUAGAGCAUGUGAGGGAGAUGCAGGAACGUCUGGCCCGGCUGCAUUUCAGUCUGGACAGUCAUGUGGAGGAGCUGUCUGAAGACCAGAGAAAGAACGCUUCGGACCGCAAUCUAGAACAUUUGCUUUCUAAUCUGGAAGAAUUGAGCAGCUCAAUACAGAAACUCCACUUGGCAGAAAAUCAAGACUUACCCAAGACCUCCAGCACCUGAAGCGGGAAACCAAAUCCAGCUGACUAUCAAAUCACUGUGCCGACCAAAGCCCAAGUUGCCAUGGCUACAACU